Messenger RNA from Coccomyxa subellipsoidea C-169, 336 nucleotides. RefSeq lists its product as hypothetical. The coding region runs from base 1 to 336 and encodes 111 amino acids. The transcript has 5 exons. Lineage: Eukaryota; Viridiplantae; Chlorophyta; Trebouxiophyceae; Coccomyxaceae. The record is from RefSeq and is a predicted model, not a curated record.
AUGGCAGAGGUUGGCCCCACGCCUAAAGCAGCCGCUAGAGCCUGCCGCAACGCUAUAGAGUUCAACUCAAUCCCAUCAGUCAGCAGGCUUGUGCCAGGAGGCUACAACAACCUCAAACUGCAUGUGAAGAUUGGAUCACCACACCCGGAGCGUGUCGAUUUGGAGGAGUGCCGGAAGAUAUUUCCUUACGGUCAGGCAGUGAUCGAGGCUGUUGAAGGCGGAUUGUCAUGCGGAAGCGGCAUUGCAAUUGAUGAGCUAGGAGAUGUCACGGACGAGAUGGUGGUGGCCAUAGCAGCAGUGACAGUGGGCUUUGGGGAUGUGGAGAAGUCUGGCUAG